GAAGUAACCUCGUCCUCUGUGCCUUUCUUCUCUCCCAGGUUCACCCCACCACCCCACCAUCACCAUGGCUCCCAAGAUCGCUAUCGUCUUCUACUCCAUGUACGGCCACAUCCUCAAGCUGGCCGAGGCUGAGAAGAAGGGUAUUGAGGCUGCUGGCGGUUCCGCCGACAUCUUCCAGAUCGCCGAGACCCUCUCCGACGAUGUUCUGGCUAAGAUGCACGCUCCCCCCAAGUCCAGCUACCCCAUUGCUGAGGCCAACACCCUCCUUGAGUACGACGCCGUUCUCUUCGGUAUCCCCACUCGCUACGGUAACUUCCCCGCUCAGUGGAAGGCCUUCUGGGACCGCACUGGUGGUAUCUGGGCUUCCGGUGGCUACUGGGGCAAGUACGCCGGUCUCUUUGUUUCCACCGGUACCCAGGGUGGUGGUCAGGAGUCCACCUGCCUUGCUGCCAUGAGCACCCUCGCCCACCACGGUUUCGUCUACGUCCCUCUCGGCUACAAGACCGUCUUCGCUCAGCUGUCCAACCUCAACGAGGUUCACGGUGGUAGCGCCUGGGGUGCUGGUACCUUUGCUGGUGCCGACGGCUCCCGCCAGCCCAGCGCUCUCGAGCUCGAGGUUGCUGAGGCCCAGGGCAAGGCCUUCUACGAGCACGUUGCUGCCCACAACUUCGCUUGACUACAUGGUAGCGAGCAGGCAAAGUCGGAGUCGCAGCCUGCGGCGGCCGCAGCAGCGUCGCAAAAGCAGACAACUCAGACUCCGAAAUCCCAGCCUGCGCCAGCCAAGAACGGUCAGGGCACUCAGGGAGCGAGUGAUGCAGACAAUAGUAACGAGGGACCAUGUGGUUUGCCUAAGAAGUGCACCAUUAUGUGAAUCGAUUUACAUUGAUACCCUGCAGUUUCAUUCGUGCCUUGCUUUGCUUUGACCGGGUUGGAUUGGAUACUGGCGUUUAAUUCGGAGGACUGGGUCUCUUGUUGUUGUGAUGCUAUUUCCUUAUUAUAAAUAGAACAGAGUCAUAAUAAAUAAAUAUACAUUUA
Molecule: messenger RNA, 1035 nt
Organism: Aspergillus vadensis CBS 113365
Lineage: Eukaryota; Fungi; Ascomycota; Eurotiomycetes; Eurotiales; Aspergillaceae
Gene: pst2
Product: putative NADH-quinone oxidoreductase Pst2
Exons: 4
Coding region: 65-676 (203 amino acids)
Molecular function (GO): FMN binding; NAD(P)H dehydrogenase (quinone) activity
Source: RefSeq, a predicted model, not a curated record